AGUAGCUGGGGCUACUGGUGUGCCACCAUGCCCAGCUAAUUUUUGUAUUUUCAGGAGAGAUAAGGUUUCACCAUGUUGGCUAGGUUGGUCUUGAAUUCCCGACCUCAGGAGACCCACUCACCUCAACAUCGCAAAGUGUUGGGAUUACAGGCAUGAGGCACUGUGCCCAGCCAGUUUUCUUAUCUAUAAAAUGAAGCUUCCUUUUAUCUCAUAGGUUUGUCUUGAGAAUUAAGUAUUAUAGCACUUUAAACAGUACCUGGCAUCUGGAAAGCAGGUUAUAAAUGGUAGAUAUUAUCAACAGCAAGAUGAUGAAACUGGAGUUGCAAAAUUACUUAAAAACUCAUCCUUUUUAGAAAUAAAAUUAUAUUUUUAAUCAUUCAAGUACAAUCUACAGUUUAACAUUAUAUACUUAAAGUCAGUUUCUGAAUUCAUUGAGCAGAUACUUACUGUACCCCUACUAUGUGCUAGGCACUGCUCCCGGCACAGGGGGAAUCAGUGAUGAACGAACAGAGAGAAGUCCUUGUCCUGUGGGGCUGACAUUCUACCUCAGAGGUCUUGAGCUACAGUGGAAGCCGAAGAGGGGCUCAGAGGUGGAACGCUCUUGUUCUAGUCUGAAGUUAAAAACCAAACAACUUGCUGACUGAAGAGAUAUUAGGAAUGGAAUCAGGGAUGACUUUUAAGACCGCAGGCUGACCAAAUGGAAGGAAGUGUUUGCUAUAAAUGAACACAGGAAAACCUUGGGGAGAACAGUCUGGGGAUGGUCAGGAGUUCAGUUUUGUGCCAUGACAGGUCUGAGCUGUCCAUCAGUGACACCAAAUCAGCAGACAGAAAUACAACUUGGAAGUUCAGGGGAGAGGCCCGGGCAAGAGAUUUCAGCUGAGUGGCCAUAAGAUUUAUCUAGGAGAGUAUCUGGACUUCAAAGACUAAUAUCCUUUUAAUAUCCACAGCAGGAGUAGAUAGUAAUGUUGAUGAACUAUAUUUCUAUUUAUACUUCUACUUUUCUAGCUCCUUUUUUUUGUAUAAGAAAUUCUGCCUUCAUGAAAGGUCUAUAGCUAAUGAAAGUUGCUUUCAUUUCAGAAGUUUUUCCUUCUAAAGCAGGCAAUGUUUUAUAGGAUUACUGUUUUCAUCAAGGCAGAAAAAUAAUCAAAAUGUUUUGAGAAUAGAAAUGUACAUUAAAGCACACUUAACCCGUUUAUUCUUCAGCGAGCUUCCUUAUGCUAGAGGUUAGAGUGGGGAGCAGCUGGGUCCCUUCCACCUGCCAUCAUGAUCGGUCAGCCUCACAAAGGUUGUGUCUGCACUAACAACCACGGCGACUGGCAAAACAAGCCAGGAUGCUGGAGGGCCCCAGUGAGGUUUCUUCUGAUGCAGCACUAACAACACUGCUGUGACUACUAGUGCCUGCAAUUCAACUCUGCUUCUUCCAGUAUUUAUUUAUACACUGAAUUGUUUAUACUUCCCAUGAAAUAAAAUAUAAGAACAAAGUCAGUACAGACUUCAAAGCUUAAAGACUUAGAGAGGUAAGACUUAACAUGUAAUCAAUACUAUGGCUGAAAAGCAAACCCACAGAUGUUAGAUUUCCCAAAGAGGAAAACAGUAUCUUGCUAAAUGCCAAACUUAGGAUUAAAACAAACAAAAACAAAAAAUCCAGAUAACUGAAACGUGUUUGUUUAUUUACUACUUUUAAAGAAAUGAUUAAAGUCUAACAUGGUUAACAGUUGUUACAUUUAAAAAUCCAAUAAUAAAAUUAUCUUAUUUCUGUAUAAUGGGUAUGAAUUUAUAGCUUGUAGAAUCCAACUUACUGAGGAAGACAAAAAUGAGAAGCCAAAAGAAUGGCAGUGAGAUACAUCUAUACCAUUAUUCAUGGGCUACGACCUCAGUAUCUGAUCACAGUCUUAUCUGACAGGUCUCAUCACGUUAUUUUGGGUGAUUUCUUCAUAACAUUUCCUGAAAUCUACAUAGUCAACUUCCACAAAUCUUUCUAAGUGGAAGGAAUAACAAGAAAACUCAGGGCACCACACACGCAAAAAUACUUGUAGGUUUAGUGAUCAGAUUCUAGUCAAAAGUUGUUGCUGGGUUUUAUUGAAAAAAAUAUACAACAUAUUUUAAAAAGCAUUCUUUUAAAAUUUAACAAUUGUAAGAAUUCAGGUUUCAGACAAGUCAAGAAUACCAGGAAAAAAAGGGAGUCUCAACUCUCAUUUGCAAAGCACAACGUAGUUAAAAAUAUUUCGGACCACAUUUUUAACUGAGGGCAUAAAAUAAUAAAUUAUAUCUUUCAACACAGACAAAAUUUCAAAAAUAAAUUAUAACUAUGUGACUAAAACAUAAUAUUAAAAGAAAAGAAAGCCUUUUUGUGAGCACCCAAAUAAUUCCUCCUCUGUACACAGGGGCAACAAAAGCAUUUUUAGCUUUCAGGUUUCAACAAAUCCUGUUGUAACAACAACUCCCUCCCUUCCCCGCCUCUCCUUUCUUAAUUUUCCCACAUCUCAAAAAAUGAGAUGGAGAACGUGGUAUUUAUCUUCUAGCACCAUCAGCAGUUUUUACCUCUCAGAUUUCUACAUUGUCCUUUAUUUGCUAUUUUCAAGUUAACUUGUUGGAGCUUUAUAAAAAUACCCAGAAUUUCUGAAAUAAACCUCACAUAUAUGGUUCUUCUUCACCAUAACUAACUGAGGUUAAUUUGAAGACAAGUGACUGAAGGAGUUAAGACAGUGAAAGCUACUGACAAAAGGUAGGGGAAAUAAAAUGUGUCUGUAAUGUUUAGAGAUCUAAGAACAGAUCUUUUGAUAUUAUUUAGUUUGAAUUAUAAGUUGUAAAUCUGCUUUUAAAUAUUAUUUUUGAUAUAAAAAAUCUUGUCUGGAAAGCCAACUUUACAUUUUAGUGAAAUCUACAACAGACUUUCUGUUGGUGGAACAGUUCAGAAAUUGAACGUGCUUAGGUUCUGUUCUGUGUGCACUGUGUUUUAAGACCAUGAGAGAGCUUUUGCUGCAGACCAAGUUUUUUACAUGUGACCCCUCUGCUUUUGCUUGCUUUCACAAGUAUUUCUCUACUACCACCACAGCUGCUGAAACAGCAUGCCUUUAUUCUCUCUGAGAUAGAAAUUUUGAGAGAACAGGCCACAAACGGUAUUAUGCUUGUGGCUAGAGGGUAGCUGCAAUACAGCUAAAAUGCCAGUAUAUUUGUAUGAGCAGAAGGCAACCUUCAUAUGGAGAACAAAUUCUUUCUAUAAUUCUCUAUGCAGAAAAAAAGUAUUUGAAUCCAAUAUUCAAUAGUAAGCAAGCACUAUACUAACUAAAUGCAGUAUCAUAUUGUUUACACUGAUUUUGGCUGUCUGUAAUUGAUCACUGCCAGUACUUGUUAAUUGUGAUGAACAAACUGUCUUCAUGUCUGAAAUAUACUGAAAGUUACAAAAUGUAUUGAUUAAUGGGAAGAAAAGGAUUAUAAUUGGUAAGCUGAACACAGAUUGAUAACAUACAAAGGUUAUUCAGUCAAAGUAGAAAGAAAGAGAGGGAGAGAGAAAAGGUAAGCAAGCAGAUGCUGUUAGAAAACGUUACAGGAACCCCACACUUGAAGAAUCCCUAAGCUGAAAAUGGUCCGGAGGCAGUAAUUUAGCAAGCUGGCUGGAGUCUGAAAUGCUAAAACCUAAACUUGAAAACAGCUAUUAUAAAACUGUAAACAUGUGCUUGAUUUUUUUCUAGAAACUUUAGCUUUUGUUCUGUUUUGGUCUAAGUCUGGAAAAACAGAAAAGAAACAAACUGUAUGAGAGCAGGCAAAUGCUAAGUACACUGAUGUUUACAGAUAAGUCAGACUCUCAAGGACUUAAAAUCCUAGGGAAAUCCUUUUCUAAAAUGGUAAGAGUUACAUUUUAAGAUUAUGAAUAAAAACAGAACAGCACAAUCCAGAUAGCCUAGGAUCUAAUGUCUUAGAGAAUCAAUGUUUGUAGCUAUGCAAAGUUUGUACUUUAAAUAUAGGCAAUGGAUGAGUAGUAUUUCAAAUAUUGAACCAAAGCCAGGCAUCAGUCCUUGCUAAGUCAUCUGAAGCUGAGCCAUUUGCCCUAUUAACAUCCUCUACAGUCCUUUUUUUCCCUGUUGGGGAGCGCAGUGGGUGAAGUAGGCAGUUAAUGGUGCUUUUUGCCUCCAGAUGUAGUGCUUUCCCUGGUUCCCAUGGGAAACACUGGGAAAUUCAGGGGAGAAUUUCAGGAGUGUUGUGAUAAAGAGGGAAAAGAGGAGGGAUGAUCCAGUGAGGUAGGAGGGGUGAAGAGAGAUCUGGACACUGCAGGUUGGCUGCUGAAGACUGGCAGCCAGCUAGCAUGGAGUGAUUGCCUAUUUGAACAUCCUAAUCGGAAAAAACGAGGAUGCCUGAGAUUGUCUGAGGUUUCUUUCAGCUCCAAGAUUCUAUGAAAAUAAAUCAGCCCAGAGAAGGAAGAGAAAAAAGGAAAAGAUCUAAUUUUAAACAUCAAUUGUCACAAUACACAAGAAAUAAAAAUACUAAUGAUGAUGUCAAUUUUAAAUUACAAAGGACUUUCUGUGGCUUAAAUAUUGUUCCAAGCCCUUAAAACAUAUUAACCUAUUUAACUCUAUGAAAGAAGUAUUGGCAAUCCUCCCCAUUCUUCAGAAGAAGAUACUGAGGCACAGAGAGGUAUAAAGCUAACAACUAGCCCAAGUGUUUUUGACUGAAGAGCCUGUAUCGCCUUUUGUGAAAUACAUAUGAACCACAAUAGAGCCACUUUAGCAUAUCAUUCAAAAUUAAUUCAGAACAACAAAGAAAGUCAGUACUGCAGUGUCUCAGAAACCAUUAUAGUUUUCUCAAAGAAAGCAGUAAGCAGUGCCAGAUGGGCUAGAUGGGGGAACAGGAAUAGAAAGAUGGAAUCAGAAGCCUUUUUGUUUCUUAAAACACAGCCAAGCCACAAAGUAGGUGCAGUCUUUUCCUUUCUCGUAAAAAUAAAGAAAGAAAAUAAAGCGUUAAAUUAUUUCUGGUAUCUUUCACAUACAACUAAUGAUGUGGUUAUUGCCGGUAUGUGUUUUUGAUAUCUGCCAUUACUACUUCUGAAUUGUUCAGAAUAGCCGACUUCAUUUGGGUAAGGAAAUUAUUCUGGUCCCAGCUAGAAAGGACCUCACAUUCCCAUAUGAAAAAAAAAAAAAAAAAAAAACAGUGGCUGAGUACCAGGUACCAGAAGUAAAACAAGUACUAACCUCAGUCAGGAUUUUGCAAGCAGGUAUUAACUAGAACUUAGGGAUAGGCACGCUAGUGACUUAGCUGUCUUUCCACUGCUUUUCUUCCCCUCAAAUGGUUCACCCAGCCUACGUGCCCGGCACUGUGGGUGCGUCAUAAAGACCUGUUUAUAAAAGCCACUUCUUAAGUACUUCUUUUCUAAAACGUAUUUGUAAACCAUCUUUAAAAGGUGACCUUAAUGUAUUUUCUUCCUUUUUACCUACUAUUUUCAUUAAGAAUAAAAUCAUUUAGAAACCUAUAAUGCUAUUAAAAUUCUUUAUUGGACACUGUAGCUAGAAUUUGAAAUGUCUACAUCUCCUAACAAGGUACAUGUCCACUUUACAGACAGUCUCCGCGUCUGUUGAGUUUUAAAAAGAAUUAAGUGGGCAACUGCUUUCUUUAUGCCCUGUAUCAACACCACCCAUGCGCAUCCCUUCAAGGCCUGGUGGGAGCUUUUCUCCUCCCAGACUACAGCAUGCUCAGCUGCUUAGGGGCUGGAGAAGGGGGAGUACUCAGAUGUGUUCCUGGCUCCUACUCUAAAGCGAAGCCUUUUGUUUACUCACACUUUCUUUCCUUAGUCCUGAUUUUGUCCUCUUUCCCUAGGGUUUGUUAUUUGGUUCUCUACUGCACAGAAUAGAUAGAGUUCUGACACCCAUCAUAGUUAAGCAUCAGGAUUUUCUAAGAGGACAGAGUUAACAGUAACAUCAUGGCCUCGGCAGGACUCCAGCUCCUUGCUUUCAUCCUGGCCUUAUCCGGGGUCUCUGGAGUGCUCACCGCCACUCUGCUGCCCAACUGGAAGGUGAAUGUGGAUGUGGGCUCCAACAUCGUAACAGCCAUUGUGCAGCUGCAUGGGCUCUGGAUGGACUGUACGUGGUACAGCACCGGGAUGUUCAGCUGUGCCCUGAAACACUCCAUUCUGUCCCUCCCCAUCCACGUGCAGGCUGCAAGAGCCACCAUGGUCCUGGCAUGUGUUCUGUCUGCUUUGGGGAUCUGCACUUCCACAGUAGGAAUGAAAUGUACUCGCUUAGGAGGGGACAGAGAGACCAAGAGCCAUGCUUCCUUUGCUGGAGGAGUCUGUUUCAUGUUUGCAGGAAUCUCCAGUUUAAUCCCGACAGUGUGGUACACAAAGGAGAUCAUAGCAAACUUUCUGGAUCUGACAGUUCCAGAAAGCAACAAACACGAACCUGGAGGAGCUAUCUAUAUCGGAUUCAUUUCAGCAAUGCUGUUGUUUAUCUCUGGCAUGAUUUUUUGCACCUCCUGUAUAAAAAGGAAUCCAGAAGCUUGGCUCAACCCACCCACGCAGCAGCCUAUCUCUACCACACAGCCGGAGAACAAUUCCACACGCAACCUGAGGGAUUAUGUGUAAAUAUCUGCGUAAUACAUAAUGGAACUUUUUGUGCCAAAUGGGACUUUCAGAUUUAAAAAAAUCAGAAUCAUGCUUAACUUUCCCUACAAAGAAAGUAGAAUGUAAAAUACUUUAACAACUACAAGGUAGUUUAAAAUGCCAAUAAAACGAUCAUAUACAAUUAUAUCUGUCUGAAGAGUUCUUUAUUUUUUCCAUUAUUGUUUCCAAGUUUUAUUUAAGGAUUUAUAAUUGAAAGAGGUUCUGAUUACAUUCAGAAGGCAAUUAAUUGACAGCUUUUUUCUUUCUAAAGAUAAUUUGCUGACACAGCAUUUGAACUGGAUUUUAGAAAAGAGCUGAACUGCCAAGUAUUAAAAGUACCUUGCCCUGAUGUUAACCAAGAAUAUUAUCCACUUUGCUACCUGGUUGGCAACAACAGAGCAACCUGCUUCUGUUUUAAAGCUACAGUGUGUGAAAGUACAUUAGGAAUACAAGAGCUGGCUACUCCAUUCAGAUGCUGCCAAAACCAUCCAUCCCAAGUCCCUACCUCCUGUGACUAGCCCGUUUCUUCUUCAUUUUAGAAAACCAGCUACAUAUAUUUGUAACAGCUGACAAUAUUAUAGCGAACUAAGAUUAGGCAGAACUGAAUAAAAGAAAUUGGUAAAUGAUACCACAGUAAAGCAAAGCCAAAACCAAACUAAAAUAUCUAGGGCUCUUAAAGCAUUAAGUGCAAGCUAAGUGAUAACAACAAAAGUAUGUUUUAAAAUGUUUCAGAACUCCCCUCUGCUUCUAGCAAGAGGAUUCUCCACAAAUUAAGUUCAUUUAUCCUGUAACAGUCUGGAUUUACUACCAUCCCACUCCCUCUCUCAUUUAUUAGUAUUUGGAUGAUGAAAGUUAUCUUUAAGUUGUCACUUUUUCUCUCAAAUUUCAUUCAUGUUAAUAAAAACAUUGUUAUUUUCUUAUAAAUGAGCUGUUUCAAUUAAUGAACGUCAAAAUAUAUUUUAAAGAAGAAUGCUUUUAAAAUGUAAAUUAUGAUACGUGAUUCAAAUAUUUUAGCAAGAAAGUAAAACUUGGAUUUUCUAUAGGUGCAAAGGAAAUACUGCACACUAUUCUUUCUAACUAUUUGUUAAUUGAAGCUUAGUCACUGUCAAUGAUUCAAUGGUAAGGGGGAAGAAAGACUAUUUCUUUGUACAUUAAUAAUUCAGGAAGUUGGAAGAAUAUCUUUUAUGUAAGUAAAUAACUUUCAUUUUUGCAUAUAAACUAACAUAUUUUAUACAUAUUUUACUGGGUAGACAUCAUUCUCUUCUGAAACAAUGUCAUUAGCUAUAAUGGAAUAGCUAAAACGAAAAGGUAUUAUCACACAUGGGAAUUAGGAAGGGAAUCAUUUUGCAGAAGUUUAAAUGAUUGUUUAUGUAUUCUUUCUGAGUGGUCAAAAUGUUACUUUAUACACAAGUAUCAUAUUAAAAAGAAUUCUGACACAAAGAAUGCUUUCAUGAAAUUAAUGUGACAGAACUGCUUUGACCCCAUUAACGUUCUCUCACUUUGCUUAAUGUGGCUGGGUUUAUGCAGUCUACGUAGCCUAUUGUCCUACAGUAAAGGUUCUCUUCAUAUCUGCUAUAUCAUUCUAUAUAUACUUCAAAAAAUAUUUUAAUUUAGCUCUGGAAUAUUUCCUUCCUAAGUAGAAACAGGAAUGUUUCAAACUCUCAAAAAACCAGUGAUUUUAUAAGAAAUAAUGGCCCAUUGUACUAUUUGGAAGUGGCAAUCAUGCAAUGAAUGAUGUGGAGUCUCUCUAUUCCUACAGGAAUUCCUACCCCGCUGCAUUCACCCCUCCACCUGCACUCUUCGCAGCCUCACUGUCUUGAUACCAAAGCUCCUGCUCAUCCUUCAAGAUUCAUACGGGACCUCUCUUUUAGACUCAAUCCUGACAGCCAAGAAGUUCCAGCCUGCAUCUGUGCUCUCAGAAAAUGCUCCAUUUAACAAACUAUGAAUUUAAUAAAUGCUCUCAUUUAAUCCUCACAACUCACAAGCAAACCAAGACUUCAGUUAAGUAAUGAGUACUGUAUAAAAACGCUCUACUUAUGAAAUUAUGAGUUUGCAUAAUCGCAUCUCCAACUAGACUAGGAGGUGAGGUGUCCUUUUUACCUCUCAUUCUCAGUGACAUGUCAUGGCAAGUGCUUCCUAACACAUGCCAGUCCUGGUCUAAAUCUUUUGCAUACUGGUUUAAACCUAACAAUUCUACCAGAUAGGCACUAUUCUCAGGAUCUUACAGGACACUGAGGAGACAGAGGUGAAGUGAGUUCCCUAACUUGCCCAAGGUCACACAGCUAGUAUGUGGGGAGAUGGAUCCAACCUGAGGGAACCAGGUUCUGGAGUCAAACCACCUGGGUGCAAGUCCUGGUGUGGGUACAUGGUUACAUAUUACACAUUACUUAACUAAGGUCUUGGUUUGCUCAUGUGAAAAUGAGGAAAGAAUGGCAUCUAUCCAUAGAGUUCUUGUGAGGAUUAAACGAGAUGACACACAGAAGGCAGUUGGUGCACAGAAAGCAUGACUAAUGCUACCCAAUGGUUCUUAGUCUAAUCCAGUGCCUUUCCAUGGGGUAAGUUUAGCCUGUAGGGGACAUUUGGCAAUGCCGGGACACAUUUUUGGUUGUCUCAAUGGAGGCAGUGCUACUAGAAUCUACUAGGAAGAGGCCAGGGAUGCUGUUAAGUAUCUUACAAAGCAACAAAGAUACUUUGACUCUGGCAACAAAGAAUUAACUGGCCCCAGGCCAGGCGCGGUGGCUCAUGCCUGUAAUCCCAGCACUUUGGGAGGCUGAGGCGGGGGAUCACGAGGUCAAGAGAUUGAAACCAUCCUGGCCAAC
Messenger RNA from Cebus imitator (Panamanian white-faced capuchin), 9408 nucleotides. It is a transcript of the gene CLDN20, whose product is annotated as claudin 20. Gene Ontology annotation, molecular function: structural molecule activity. The transcript has a single exon. Lineage: Eukaryota; Metazoa; Chordata; Mammalia; Primates; Cebidae. The coding region runs from base 5912 to 6571 and encodes 219 amino acids. Gene Ontology annotation, biological process: cell adhesion; bicellular tight junction assembly. Gene Ontology annotation, cellular component: bicellular tight junction; plasma membrane. The record is from RefSeq and is a predicted model, not a curated record.